Kockovaella imperatae is the source of this 1507-nucleotide messenger RNA. RefSeq names its product putative ribosome biogenesis-related protein. Lineage: Eukaryota; Fungi; Basidiomycota; Tremellomycetes; Tremellales; Cuniculitremaceae. Bases 34 to 1500 code for a protein of 488 amino acids. The transcript is spliced from 3 exons. Gene Ontology annotation, molecular function: protein binding. The record is from RefSeq and is a predicted model, not a curated record.
CUAGAAGUUCAUACAUAGCAUCUCGUCUGCACAAUGCCCAAGAGGACCUCUGACGCCGCCGACUUGCCUGCUGGUAAGCUCACUUCCAAUGGAAAAGCACAAAGUCGAGCCGACCAAGAUGAUGAAAUGGGAGAGUUCGAAGACCGGUGGGAGGACGAUAUCGAAUCCGAGGACGAGGUCUUGGAUGGUCCAGAAGGAGAAGACGAUGACGAGGAUGACGAUUUUACCCCUGCUCAAGAGGACUCUGAAGCUCCGCCAGAAGCCAAGCAGACGUAUUUACCAGGAACAAAACUAGGCCCAGAUGAACAACUCGUACCGGAUAAUUCGGUCUACCUUGCUCUUCACUCUCUAUCUUAUGCGUGGCCGUGCUUGUCCUUUGACGUUCUUCGUGAUAACCUCGGAUCUGAACGUACGACUUUCCCACAUCAGGCUUGGAUAGUUACGGGGACACAAGCUGGAGAGGUUCCAGGACAAGGACGAGCAAAGGACGAAGUGGUCGUUAUGCGUCUCGGGGGUCUCAGCAAGACCCAACAUGAUGAUGACGAUUCCGACGCGGAGGAAGAAGAUGAAGAUGAGGGUCAAGACGAAGAGGCUACUCUGGACUACCUCACCAUCCCUCACGUGGGCAGCGUGAACAGAAUACGCGCUGCUCCUGCGCCAUCCUCGACUGUCCCCGACCCAUAUCACGUCGCCACAUUCUCUGAGACUGGCAAGGUCCACAUUUUCGACGUGAAGCCCUAUAUCGAUACCUUGGCUGGACCAUCCAAACCUCGGCAAAAAGUGCCUGUCCAUACUAUCUCCAAUCACGGUCGAAAUGAAGGAUUUGCUGUCGAGUGGGGUCAAACGGGUCUUUUAACUGGAGAUGUAGACGCUAAAAUAUACUUGACGACUUCCACUCCGACAGGAUUCAACACCUCUCCAAACGCAUACACAUCACAUACGAGUUCGAUAGAGGACAUUCAGUGGAGUCCAAAUGAGAGCACCGUCUUUGCUUCCUGCAGUGCAGAUCGGACAGUCAGAAUAUGGGACAUACGUGCAAAAGGUCGAAAGAGCGUCGUCAGUGUCGAAGCUCACAAAGAGGACGUCAACGUCAUCAGCUGGAACAAGGGCGUAGGCCACUUGUUGGUCAGCGGAGGAGAUGAAGGUGGCAUCAAGGUUUGGGAUCUUAGAAUGUUCAAAGGAGCCGCGACGCCCGUUGCUGAUUUCUCAUGGCACUCUGAACCUAUCACUUCGGUCGAAUGGCACCCUACAGAUCAUUCCGUCUUUGCCGCAUCUGGAGCAGACGAUCAACUCACCCUCUGGGAUCUGUCGGUGGAAGUGGACGAAGACGAAGCGCCCACCGAUCCGUCUCACCCCGAUGUCAAAGUGCCUGGUCAGUUGCUCUUCGUUCACCAGGGCCAGAAAGACGUCAAGGAGCUACAUUGGCAUCCACAGAUUCCAGGUAUGCUCAUCUCGACCGCUAGCGAUUCGUUCAACGUAUUCAAAACUAUAUCGUGCUAGAGCAAUA